Necator americanus (New World hookworm) is the source of this 771-nucleotide messenger RNA. RefSeq lists its product as uncharacterized. Gene Ontology annotation, molecular function: damaged DNA binding; single-stranded DNA binding. Gene Ontology annotation, biological process: mitotic recombination; UV-damage excision repair. Lineage: Eukaryota; Metazoa; Nematoda; Chromadorea; Rhabditida; Ancylostomatidae. Gene Ontology annotation, cellular component: nucleotide-excision repair factor 1 complex; ERCC4-ERCC1 complex; nucleus. Bases 1 to 771 code for a protein of 256 amino acids. The transcript has 8 exons. The record is from RefSeq and is a predicted model, not a curated record.
AUGGAAACAGCAACAACGUCACAUAAAACACCGGAUCAAGUUAACACAGAAACUGCAGGUGCUUCCCUGUCACGCCUAGUGGUGAACCGUCGACGCCAAGAAGGGAACCCUGUGCUGAAGUACGUCAGAAACGUCCGCUAUGAAUGGGGUGAUAUUGCGACGGACUUCGAGUGUGGUCCAACUUGUGGUGUACUGUAUUUGGCAUUGAAGUAUCACAAGCUUCAUCCGAACUAUAUUCUAACAAGACUCUCAGGAAAAGAUGAAAACAAAUAUGCAUGUAGAAUCGUGCUCAACCGUAACUUUCAUAGCAUAUACGGUAGACGAGUUCUCCGCUUCCGUGCCGUGAAAAAAAAAACGAAAACAAGAAAGAUUCUUCUCGCACUUUGCAAUGUUGAUGAACCGACGCAUACUUUACGAGAGCUGAACCUGUUAUGCUACCGUAUGGAUUGGACCAUGGUGCUUUGUUACUCGGUGGAAGAAGCCGCCGAAUACAUCGAAAAUCUGAAGUUAGCAGAUACCAGAGAUGCAACUUUUAAAAAACCAGUCACUGUGCCAGUUGAUGAGAGAACUACACUACAGAAUGCAGCUGUUGGAUUGUUGACUGGAGCAAGAAGUGUCACAAAAGCGGAUGCGCAGAGACUUCUGUACAACUUCGGCAGUCUAAAAGCUAUAGCAGAAGCAAGCGAAGAACGUCUAGCGCUCUGUCCUGGCCUUGGUCCAAUUCGUGCGAAGAAUCUGUACAAUUAUCUCAGAACUCCGUUCACAACGUGA